This is a messenger RNA of Microplitis mediator, 528 nucleotides long. RefSeq lists its product as uncharacterized. The coding region runs from base 1 to 528 and encodes 175 amino acids. NCBI's taxonomy places the organism in Eukaryota, Metazoa, Arthropoda, Insecta, Hymenoptera, Braconidae. The transcript is spliced from 3 exons. The record is from RefSeq and is a predicted model, not a curated record.
AUGAUAUCAACUUGUUAUCUAUUCGUAAUUAGACAAAAUUUUUAUUCCAAAGCAUUUAUCAUUGUGUCAUUCUGCGUGGCUGCUUCGCUCCAGUUGACAAAAUUUACGCCCUGCGACAAUAAUGAACCAGUGCCUGAAAAUUUGAACGUUGAAAAUUGUGAUAUUGAACCAUGCCCAUUUUACAAAGGGUUCAAUGUUAAUGCAUACUGGGACUUUACAGCAGUUAAUUAUACCACCUCAUUGAGACCAGAAGCUAAACUUACUGCCUUUGGAUUCUUAACCCUUCCGUACUCAAUUCCCGAAAAAAAUUCUGUUAGCACUCUUGCAUAUGGCGAAACAUUUCCCCUGCAAGCACUUGAUACAAGAACUUAUCAGCUGAGUAUGCCUGUGAUAGAUGCAGCUGUUCCGAAUGUUGAAUUUGUUGUUAAACUGUCGUUAAUUGAUAAUAAUGAUAAUGUUCUCAGUUGUUUCAAAGUCAGAGCAGAAGUUUUGAUCCCUCAAUAUAUUGACAAUCAAUUAUCACCGUAA